This is a messenger RNA of Lacerta agilis (Sand lizard), 3486 nucleotides long. RefSeq names its product polo like kinase 3 (gene PLK3). Bases 118 to 2094 code for a protein of 658 amino acids. The record is from RefSeq and is a predicted model, not a curated record. NCBI's taxonomy places the organism in Eukaryota, Metazoa, Chordata, Lepidosauria, Squamata, Lacertidae. Gene Ontology annotation, molecular function: protein serine/threonine kinase activity; ATP binding; protein binding. Gene Ontology annotation, biological process: protein phosphorylation; mitotic G1/S transition checkpoint signaling; regulation of cytokinesis. Gene Ontology annotation, cellular component: centrosome; nucleus; spindle pole. The transcript has 15 exons.
UAGAGGCAGCGUGUGCGCGCGAAACUUCCCGGGCGCCACGUGAUUUUUGUGCGGACGUUGGGGAGAAAAUACCGGGGAGAGGGCCGACCCGCUCGUAGUAAGUGGGCCCCGUUAGCCAUGGAGCCCGCUUGCUUCCUCCAGCCCCACCCGUUCGGCGACACUGGGGUGGGCUCGGAUUUGUACAAGCCUUCGCCUCCCACGGUCGCUUCGCCCAAAUCCGACCGGGUAGAACAGCCGAAGCCAGCCGAGCCUACGCGGAUCAUCAACGACCCGGUCUCCGGCAGAUCCUACAGCAAAGGCCGCCUGCUUGGAAAGGGUGGAUUUGCAAGGUGCUAUGAAGUGACAGACCUCUCGAGCAACAAGACCUAUGCAGUGAAGGUCAUUCCUCACAGCAGAGUGGCCAAGCCACACCAACGGGAGAAGAUCAUCAAUGAAAUCGAGCUGCACAGAGACCUGCACCACAAACACAUCGUGAAGUUCUCACAUCAUUUUGAGGAUACGGAGAACAUCUAUAUCUUCCUUGAGCACUGCAGCAGGAAAUCUUUGGCACAUAUCUGGAAAUCCCGGCACACCCUUCUGGAGGCAGAGGUCCGAUAUUACCUCAAACAGAUCAUCUCUGCCUUGAAAUACCUCCACCUUAAGGGCAUCCUGCACCGGGAUCUGAAACUGGGUAACUUUUUCGUCAAUGAAAAUAUGGAACUGAAAGUUGGAGACUUUGGCUUGGCUGCCAGACAAGAGCCCGCAGACCAGCGAAAAAAGACUAUCUGUGGUACCCCCAAUUACCUUGCCCCCGAAGUGCUCCUGCGACAAGGGCAUGGGCCGGAGUCAGAUGUGUGGUCUUUGGGUUGUGUCAUGUACACGCUGCUAUGUGGGACCCCCCCUUUUGAGACUUCUGACCUCAAGGAGACCUACAAGUGCAUCAAGCAUGUCACAUACACGCUCCCAGCCUUCCUUUCCCUACCAGCCAAGAACCUGCUCGUUGGCAUCUUGAAACGCAACCCCCAGGACCGCUUCACGCUGGAGGAGAUCUUGGACCAUGAGUUCUUCACCAAAGGAUACACGCCUGAUAAGCUCCCGCCCAGCAGCUGUGUGAUGGUGCCAGAACUGAACCCCCCCAACCCUGCCAGGAGCCUGUUUGUAAAGGUCACAAAGACUCUCUUUGGGAAAAGAAAGUCAAAAGUCAAGAAGGCUCCUUCAGAAGAGAGAGAUGAUAUCUCCAAGCUGGUAACAGGCCUUGUGAAGACCUCCAUCUGUAGGCAACUGAGCCACAAAACUGUCGAAGGGAAUGAGGUCACUCCUUUGAAUGGUCAGAGUCCCGGCUCUAGCCCAGUAGAUACGGUAGCAGAGGAAGGCUCACAGAAAUCUAUCUCCAGGUCCAUUCGUGGGACAAUGGCUAGCAGCAGCUGUGAAGUUUUUGAAGACUGUGUCACAGCAUCAUCUGUCAUUGAAUCAGCCAUUGGUCUUCUGAAGAACUGUCUGUCUGUCAUGCCACCAGCUGAGAGGAAUCCCGCUUCCCUGGCCUGCCAUGAGCACUUUGUCUGGGUGAGCAAGUGGGUGGACUAUUCCAACAAGUAUGGUUUUGGCUAUCAGCUCUCCAACCACAGCAUUGGUGUCCUCUUCAACGAUGGAACUCAUAUGGCCCUCUCUGCCAACUGGAAGAAAGUGCAUUACAACCUGACAAACAGCAAGCAUUUCUCCUUCCCGGCUUCAGCUGUCCCUGAGCAACUGCAGGGGCAGAUGGGUGUCCUGCAGUACUUUGCCUCAUAUAUGGAACAGCAUCUAAUGAAGGGAGGAGACUUACCCAGCAUAGAUGAGACUGGACAGGUUCCACCGCUCCUUCUACAAUGGGUGAAGACUAAUCAGGCCUUAUUGAUGCUUUUUAGCAAUGGAACCUUUCAGGUGAACUUCUACAAUGAUCAUACCAAGGUGAUCUUCAGCAAACCUGACCACACCUGCCUCCUCACCUACAUAAACCGUGACAGGAAUUCCUACACCUACAAGCUCAGCAGCAUUGCAGAACUUGGCUGUUCACCGGAGCUCCAGCGUAGGCUCAAAUACAUCCUCAAGCUGCUUCAACAGCGAGUGGAUGCAUAAGGCUACAGGGUGGACACCUGGUAUCCUUGGCCCUUUCUGUUCUUCCAAGAGCUGUGAUGUUAACGGUGCAGGAGAAGGCAACUCUUGAGACAUCAGAAUUCUUCCUUAGUCAGAUGCCUUUCUACAAGGGAAAACUUCAAAACCCAAACUGCACUUGGAUUGGGCCAAGCCCUUCUUCAGAAUCCAUCAACUUCUGGGAUGCUAGCCACCUAAUGACUUUUUAUUAUUGUUAAACAAAAGGGAUUUUUUUUUCACUUGCUUUGACAUGACUGCUCCAGUCCACAUUGGAGAGGAGGAGUAGAGAUAAUUGCCUUUACUCCUGUGUGGCCUUUGCACAGAUGGUUAUGCACAUUGGCUCGUGGAUGGGGAGGGGAGAAUCUGUGAUCCAUACACUCCAUGGGAAACAAGUAGUGAGGGUAAUAGCAAAUCUUUUUUUUUAAAAGAAAAAAAAAAAUUCUGAGUUUUUCCCAGUGCCUAAUGCCAAAUCUGCUGUUGGAUCUUGGCAUCUCGGAGUCUGAAGGGUUAGAGGGCUGUGAGUCCAGUUCAUGUAUUCAGGCUAAAUCAAGUGAUUUCUGUUGUGAGCCAUUUCAGGCUCUUGCGACACUACCGCUGCCUUCCUGUGGAUUGCAGUUCUUUUUGCUCAGAGUUGCAUCACUUGCAUAAUCCUUGGCUGGUUCUGACUCAUGGACCAAACAAGAAAUCUGUGAAUUGGGUGUGGCUGCUCUGCUAAGAAGGGCAGCAGAAACAGAAUGCCGCAGAGGCAACUUGUGCCACAAGAUCAGACAAACUGCUUCCCUGCUUUAGCUGUGAUAGGGCUACCACAAUCCUUGGGGGACUGUGGUUAGCUGAAGAGCCAGCUGGCUGCCUUCUGAAAUUGGUAGGGAAGAACUGCUACAACUCCUUAAUUUGGGAGGAACAGAGGUAGGAUAGCUGAAUCUUCAGCCUGAAAUCAGGGUUAAUUCAAACACCUAGUGCUGCUGCUGCUAAGCACUCGACGCUGCAAAGGUACAUGUUGGGUAAUGGAACUGUUACACUAAUUAGGCAAAUGGGUUUUGUUUUUUUUUCCUUUUGUGCUGAGACUGUGAAACACCCUAUUUGCCUCAUUUUCUCAGCUGUUUUCAUUCCAAGAUGCAGCAGAGGGAUUCUGUAAAUUGCCAUGGUACAGACUUGAACGGCUUCGUUGGAAGCUGCCAGUUUAAUGUUUUGAACUUGACAAGACUAUUUGUCCAGCUAUGGAGCCUAAAUGGUGUGAACAUCCUAAGAUUUAUUUAUGUAUUUAUGAGCUAUUUAUUUUGCACCUGUGUCUUGUCAAUCAUUGCACACCAUGUCUCCAAAAACCCAGCUGUCUUGAUUACAAUAAAACUCAUUUUUAUUAAAAGCAAAAGAACAAUG